Peronospora matthiolae is the source of this 3528-nucleotide messenger RNA. The record is from the annotation of a GenBank genome assembly. Lineage: Eukaryota; Oomycota; Peronosporomycetes; Peronosporales; Peronosporaceae.
AUGCCGCACGACUUGGCCGCGUCUCGCUCCCUCCCCGAGCGCAUCUCGUUCCCUGACGAGGAGCUCAAGAUCCUCGAGCAAUGGGAGAAGCUCGACGCGUUCCAGAAGUCGCUCGCCUUGUCCAAAGAUCGCACGCCUUUCACGUUCUACGACGGUCCGCCGUUUGCAACGGGGUUGCCCCACCACGGCCACAUUUUAGCAGGAACUAUUAAAGACACCGUCACGCGCUAUGCACAUCAGACGGGGCACUACGUCGAGCGUCGCUUUGGCUGGGACUGUCACGGGCUUCCCAUUGAGAAUGAGAUCAACAAGAAAUUAGGUGUCACGACCAAGGAACAGGUGCUGGAAAUGGGCAUUCACAAGUACAAUGCCGAGUGCCGCAGUAUCGUACAACGCUAUACGAGCGAGUGGGAGCGUGUGGUCAAGCGCAUUGGGCGCUGGAUCGACUGCACGAACGACUACAAGACCAUGGAGCCGUGGUACAUGGAAUCCGUCUGGCACGUCUUUCGCACGAUUUUCGACAAGGACUUGGUCUACCGGGGCUACAAGAUCUUGCCCUACUCGACGGCCUGCACGACGCCGCUGUCGAACUUUGAAGCAAAUUUAGACUACCGGGACACUCCGGAUCCAUCGGUGAUUGUCAAUUUUCCACUUGUGGACGACCUGCAAGUGAAGCUCUUGGCCUGGACGACGACGCCAUGGACACUCCCGUCGAACUUGGCGCUGUGUGUGAAUGAAGCGUUUGAUUACGUGAAGAUAAAGGACGUGCAGACGGAAACUGUGUACAUUCUAGCUGAAGCGCGGCUGUGUCAAGUGUACCCCAAGAUGACCAAGAAGGGCUAUAAAGGCGGCGAGUUUGAGGUACUGGAGACGUUCAAGGGAGCUGCACUUGUCGGCAAGCAGUACGUGCCGCUGUUCGACUCUUUUAAAGACUGGCCGAAGGCUUUCCGCGUCCUUUCGGAUAACUACGUCUCGGACUCGGGUGGUACAGGUAUUGUCCACCAGGCUCCCACGUUCGGUGAAGACGAUUACCGUGUCUGCGUGCGGGAAGGCGUGACUGACAAGUUCACGCUGCCUGAUCCGCUUGACGAUAACGGUAUCUUUACAGAUGCUGUGCCGCUCGUGAAGGGCUUGCACGUGAAGAAGGCUGACGAUGUUAUUUGCCAGGAUCUGAAAACGCGUGGACGUCUUGUAUCAAAGGGUACGGAAGUGCAUAGCUACCCGUUCUGCUACCGUUCAGGCACGCCGUUGAUCUACCGUGCUAUCCCUGGUUGGUUUGUGAACGUGGAGCGUAUUCGCGACCGUAUUGUGGCCAACAACAAACUCACGUAUUGGGUGCCGAGCUUUGUGCAAGAAAAGCGUUUUCACAAUUGGCUGGUAGAUGGCAAAGACUGGAAUAUCUCGCGUGGUCGCUUCUGGGGCACACCACUGCCGCUAUGGGUAAGCGAUGACUACGAAGAAGUGGUGUGCGUUGGCUCGAUUGCUGAGCUUGAGGAACUGACGGGCGAGAAAGUGACGGACUUGCACCGUGAGUUCAUUGAUCACUUGACGAUUCCGUCCAAAAAGGGGAAAGGUGUACUCCGCCGCGUGCCCGAGGUCUUUGACUGCUGGUUUGAAAGCGGGUCCAUGCCGUAUGCGCAGCAACAUUAUCCGUUCGAGAACAAGGAGAAGUUUGAAGCUACGUUUCCAGCUGACUUUGUAGCUGAGGGUCUUGACCAGACCCGUGGUUGGUUUUACACCCUCAUGGUGCUGUCCACAGCACUGUUUGAAAAGCCAGCUUUCAAGAACCUGAUUGUGAAUGGUCUCGUGCUGGCUGAAGAUGGCCGUAAGAUGAGCAAGAGUUUGAAAAACUUUACAGACCCUGAAGAGAUCCUGCGGAAGUAUGGUGCCGACGCACUUCGUCUGUACCUGAUCAAUUCGCCCGUGGUGCGUGCUGAGCCUCUCAAGUUCCAGGCCUCAGGUGUGCUCGGUGUCAUCCGUGAGAUCUUCCUGCCAUGGUUCAACUCGGCGCGUUUUUUUGCUCAACAAGCUACUCGUCUCCAGCUGGAAACGGGUGUGGCCUUCGUGCCUGACCGCAAAGCGGCUCUGGCUUCGACAAACGUGAUGGACUUCUGGAUCAUUGCUGCCCUGCACAACCUCAUCAAGUUUGUGCAUGUGGAAAUGAAGGCUUACCGUCUGUACACGGUGGUGCCUCGCCUUGUGAACUUCAUCGGCCAGCUGACAAACUGGUAUGUGCGCCUGAAUCGCCCCCGUCUCAAAGGCAGUGCUGGUAGUGCAGAAGCUGCCGUGGCACUCUCGGCAUUGUACGAGGUGGAGUACAACCUCGCCAAGAUCAUGGCUCCUUUCACGCCGUUCUUCACCGAGUACAUGUACCAGUUCCUUCGUCAAUUCCACCCGAACGUUGUCGAUGGCGCUGAUGCAGACUUGGCUGAAGAUGCCGAUGGCGUGUCGCCAAGUGUUCACUUCCUGAUGCUGCCGGACUUUGAUUCCAGUCACGUGGACGAGGAAGUAGAAGUGCUGAUGCAGAACCUCCAGAGCGUGGUGGAGAUGGGUCGCGUCGUGCGGGAGCGCCGUGCGAUUUCGCUGAAGAAUCCCGUCAUGAAGGUGAUUGUGGUGUCGAGCGACCAGAAAACGCUGGACGGUCUUCGUCGACUGGAGACGUACCUGCACGAUGAGCUGAACGUGCGUGAUCUCGACUUCUCCACUGACGAAAAGGAGUGGUGUGUCCUGAAGGCUGAGGCGAACAGUCGUGCGCUUGGUCGUCGCUUGGGCAAGGCCUUAUCGAGCGUGAAGAAGGAGAUCUCGCAGAUGACACACGACGAUGUCGCUGCGUACGUGUCCAAUGGCAGUGUCACGAUCGAUGGCCACGAACUAACAGGCGAUGAUCUACUGGUGAAGCGUGAGUUCAAGGGCGAUACCAAGGUCUACGAAGCCGAUGUGUCACUUAAGGGUGAUCUCAUGGUGGUCAUUGACACACGGGAGGACGAGCAGCUCAAGAUGCAAGGGUGUGCGCGAGAAGUGAUCACCCGUGUGCAGAAGCUGCGGAAGAAAGCAGGUCUAGUGGUGCAGGACAAGAUCCACGUGUACUUCGAGGAGAAGAACGGCGACGAGGGACCGAUCUCUAAGGCCAUUCAGUCGUCGUUGCCCAUGAUCGCUUCGACGCUGGGUACAGCUCCAGCUCCAGUGUCACUGCAACCGGCACACAGCGUGCCGAUCGUGUCGGAGGAUGCUCAGUUUGCAGCCUCGAGCGUCAAGCUCAUAGUCGCUCGUCCUGCGGUGCUUUUUGCGUCGGCUGAAGUACUAGCCAAGCACGAGGCGGCUAUGCCAGUGGAAGAGUUUACGGCGUACGUGGCUUCGAUGAAGUACGAGGACGUGAAGACUGCGCUCGAGUCUACUGAAAACGCAGUCACUGUUCGCAGCGCAACGGCUGAAGUGACCCUAAAAGCUGAUUUGGAAGUCUUCCUGGACGCAUCGGCGUUGGCAAAGACGCUGGGCGGGGAGUCGAAGCUUUCGUGGCUAGUCAUGUAG